CUAAACAGUUUGAGAAUAAUAAGUAUUCGCCAGAUCUUCGUCUUUAACCUCCUGCUAUUAGAUCACUGAUCACAACCCUUCCAAAACCUCCAUUUUCACGAUCCAAAAAACCUUCAAGUUUUCCCCAUUUCGAAUCCUUCUCUAAUGAACUCACAUUCAUUCGUCGUCUUCUAUUUCCACAUCUCUUAAUUAUCCACUCAUUAACUAUCUCAAUCAAUCCAUCAAUCAAAACUCUGAAACAAUGAUGAUAGAUUUGGGCGCAUUUUCUGAGGAGAAUUUCGAUGCGAAGAAAUGGAUUAACACAGCGGUGAAAUCGCGUCACCCGCAAGAAUUAUUAGAAAAUCAUUUAGUAGAUCUGGAAAUGAAGCUUCAAUUAAUGUCGGAAGAGAUUUCUGCUUCACUUGAAGAACAGAGUUCCGCUGCUAUUCUCCGUGUUCCUCGUGCCACUCGUGAUGUCAUUCGUAUUCGUGAUGACGCUGUAUCUUUACGCUCCUCCAUUUCCUCCAUACUAACCAAGCUCAAACAGGCGGAAGGUUCUGCUGCAGACUCUAUUGCAGCUCUUGCAAAAGUUGAUACUGUUAAACAUAGGAUGGAAUCUGCGUACAAGACAUUACAGGAUGCUGCUGGGUUGACCCAAUUGAGCUCAACUGUGGAGGAUGUUUUUGCUAGUGGUGAUCUUUCAAGGGCUGCUGAAACGUUAGCUAGCAUGAGGCACUGCCUAUCUGCAGUUGGGGAGGUUGCUGAAUUCGCUAAUGUGAGGAAGCAACUUGAGGUGUUAGAGGACAGGUUGGACGCAAUGGUGCAGCCUCGCUUGACAGAUGCUCUGUUUAAUCGUAAAAUUGAAGUUGCUCAAGAGAUGCGAGGAAUUCUUGCGCGAAUUGGAAGAUUCCAGUCCCUCGAAGUUUACUAUACUAAGGUCCACCUGAAAUCCAUAAAAAGUCUUUGGGAUGUAUUCGAAUCCAAGCAGCGAGCUAAUAAGUUGCCAACUGAUAAAAAUGAUGGAGAAAGGCUUGCGAGUGCAAAUGAGUUCCAAUCAAAUUAUUCUGUUCUUUCUUUUGCAACUUGGUUGCCAAGCUUUUAUGAUGAACUGCUAUCCUAUCUUGAGCAAGAAUGGAAAUGGUGCACAAUUACCUUCCCUGAUGAUUAUAAAACUCUGGUACCAAAACUAUUAAUUGAGACAAUGUUGGCUGUUAAGUCUAGCUUCAUUGCCCGCAUCAACCUUGCAACAGGAGAUGCUGUUGCCGAAACAAAAGCGUUAGCAAAAGGAACGUUGGACUUAUUAUCUGGUGAUAUUCCCAAGGGAAUCAAGAUAAACAGCAAGCAUCUUGAUGCAAUGAUUGAACUGCAUAAUGUAACAAAUACUUUUGCUAAAAAUAUUCAACAUCUCUUUUUGGAAACCAAUACACAAGUACUACUGGAUACUGUGAAAGCCAUUUACACACCCUUUGAGACAUUUAAACAGAAAUAUGGUCAAAUGGAGCGCGUCAUCCUUGCGUCUGAGAUUGGAAAGUUAGAUCUUAGAGGAGCUGUUAUGCGUGGAGUUGGUGCACAAGGAAUAGAACUGAGUGAAACUGUCAGGAGGAUGGAAGAAUCUAUUCCUCAAGUCAUUUUGCUUCUUGAAGCUGCAGUUGAGAGGUGUAUCAAUUUUACUGGUGGUACAGAAGCAGAUGAACUUAUCGGUGCCCUGGAUGACAUAAUGUUGCAGUACAUUUCUAUGCUUAAUGAGACGUUAAAAUCCCUAAGGACAGUAUGUGGGGUAGAUAAUACGUCUGACAGUAUGAGGAGAGAUUCAGGAUUGGACAAGAAGGAAGGAACACAUAAUCCUCGUAAGACUGACCUAAUUUCAAACGAAGAAGAAUGGUCCAUGGUCCAAGGGGCCUUGCAGAUUCUCACUGUUGCUGAUUGUCUAACAAAAAGAUCCUCAGUUUUUGAAGCUUCUCUAAGAGCUACUGUUUCUAAAUUGAGCACAAGUCUUCCUGUAACAGUAUUUGGCGACCAAAAUCAGAGACAGCUGUCCAUUGAUGAUGGAAAUGCGAAUGUAAAUGUAACUGGAAGAGCUGCAAUAGAUAUGGCUACUGUACGGUUGGUUGAUGCUCCUGAAAAGGCUCGGAAGCUUUACAGUCUUCUAGAACAGUCUAAAGACCCUCGGUUCCAUGCACUUCCGCUUGCAUCCCAAAGAGUUGCUACAUUUGCGGAAACUGUUAAUGAGCUUGUAUAUGAUGUCCUGAUAUCAAAGGUACGACAGUGUCUAAGUAAUGUGUCACGCAUGCCAAUUUGGGCAUCCGCAGAGGAGACGAGCGCUUUUCCCCUCCCGAGCUUCAGUGCAUAUCCUCAAUCUUAUGUCACUAGUGUUGGUGAAUACCUCCUUACUUUGCCUCAGCAACUAGAGCCCCUAAUAGAGGGUAUAGCUAGUGAUGAUGCCAAUACCGAUGAAGCCCAAAUUUUUGCUACUGAAUGGAUGUUCAAGGUUGCGGAGGGUGCAACGGCAAUAUACAUGGAACAGUUGCGAGGAAUCCAAUACAUUACUGAUCGUGGAGCUCAACAGCUCUCCGUCGACAUUGAGUACUUAACAAAUGUUUUAUCUGCUUUGUCAGUACAAAUUCCUCCUAUCCUAUCGACAUAUCAGACAUGCCUAUCCAGCCCUAGGGAUCAACUAAAAGAUCUAAUCAAAUCAGAUUCGGGCAAAGAGCUUGACCUUCCUACUGCUAACCUCAUCUGCAAGAUGAGGCGUAUCAAUCUCGAGCAAUAGUUGUGAUGCCAAAAGUCGAACACUGUCCUUGUUAUGGUUCACUACAAAAAAUUUUAGAAUUGCCCAUGAUCUGAUGUCAUUUAUGAAGCUAUCAUUUUUGCGGUACUUGUUUCGAAUGAUACAUGACUACAGGCUCGAUCUCCACACAUAUUACUUGAAGAAGCUCCUAGCAAGCUUGAGUUUUUGUUUUGGUACUUGUGCAGUUUUUUCUUGGGGAUUCGCUUAAUUGAUUUCAAGCAAUAUUACCGAGUGUUUUUUAGUAUAAUAUCGCUUCUAUUUGUACAGUGUUAAAUUUUUUUAAAUAUGGAAUGGAAGUACCACAGCUUUCAUGCGUCAACAAACCCACUAACCCAACCAGGUUGUUGAGAGGCCGAAGUUUCCUUUCUCUUUUUUUUUUUUUUUUUUUUUAAUUCGGAGUACACUGCAAAAAUAUGCUAAAAUUUAAUUACAAUUAU
This is a messenger RNA of Amaranthus tricolor (Joseph's coat), 3204 nucleotides long. RefSeq names its product conserved oligomeric Golgi complex subunit 7. Gene Ontology annotation, biological process: Golgi organization; retrograde vesicle-mediated transport, Golgi to endoplasmic reticulum; intracellular protein transport. Gene Ontology annotation, cellular component: COG complex. The record is from RefSeq and is a predicted model, not a curated record. The transcript has 10 exons. Lineage: Eukaryota; Viridiplantae; Streptophyta; Magnoliopsida; Caryophyllales; Amaranthaceae. The coding region runs from base 242 to 2749 and encodes 835 amino acids.